This is a messenger RNA of Spodoptera litura, 978 nucleotides long. Its product is annotated as putative odorant receptor 92a. NCBI's taxonomy places the organism in Eukaryota, Metazoa, Arthropoda, Insecta, Lepidoptera, Noctuidae. The record is from RefSeq and is a predicted model, not a curated record. Gene Ontology annotation, molecular function: odorant binding; olfactory receptor activity. Gene Ontology annotation, biological process: sensory perception of smell; detection of chemical stimulus involved in sensory perception of smell. Gene Ontology annotation, cellular component: plasma membrane.
AUGAUUGAAAUUCCACAGUUCAACUUGGUUGUUAAAGCGAUGACUUUAAACUUGCAGAUGUCCAGAAUCGAUAGAAUCAAUAAUUUAUUGAAUGAUCCCAUAUUCGCAGCGAAAACAAAGAAAGAUGAAGAGAUGCUUCUCGAGACGAUAAAGACAUCUCACCGCCUUGUCAAGUACAUGAAGAUCAGCAUAGUACUGGCUGGAGCGUUCUGGUCGACAUCCCUGUUAGCUAAGAGAUACCAAGACCCAACGGCAGUAGUAUACAUUUACACUCCUUUUGAUACUGUUUCUUGGACUGGAUAUUUCUUCUCUGUGAUGAUGGAAAUCCUACCACUACCAUGGAUUGGGUGCGGCCACUUGGCAAUCGACUGCCUCAUAGCAACGUAUUAUGCACAGGCAGAAGUUCAGCUGAAGAUCAUCAAGUAUAAUUUAGAGCAUUUGUUCGAUGCCGACGGUGGAAUGGACGGGGCGUUUUACAGAGGACGUAUUUUUUAUAUGGAUGAGCUGGAUCGAGACCUUAGGACCCGUUUCGUACAUUAUUUUGAGAGAUAUGAAGCCGUGGCCUGGUAUACUAAGGAAGUGAGUGAUAUAUUUAACCACGCCCUGGGAUUUGAAUUCUUCAGCUCCUCUGCUGUGCUGUGUAUGGUUACAUUCAAGAUGAGUUACACUCCAAUGUUCUCGUUGGCGUUUGCGUUCUUCACGGUGAUGCUCGGUGUACUGCUGAUGCAAGUGUUCCUUUACUGCUAUUUUGGCAACAUGGUGCAAUAUGAAAGUGAUUCCAUAAUGACGUCGGUGUACCUCAGUGACUGGCUGUCAGCGUCUCCACAAUUCCGUCGCGACCUCCUCGUCGCCAUGUUACGCUGGUCCAAGGAUAUCACUCCUCGAGUGUCCGGGAUCAUUCCUUUGUCACUCGCCACUUAUGUUUCGGUUCUCAAGUCAGCCUACAGCUUGUUUGCGGUUCUCAGUACGAAACAUUGA